Molecule: messenger RNA, 2950 nt
Organism: Arabidopsis thaliana (thale cress)
Lineage: Eukaryota; Viridiplantae; Streptophyta; Magnoliopsida; Brassicales; Brassicaceae
Gene: GCS1
Product: glucosidase 1
Exons: 22
Coding region: 169-2727 (852 amino acids)
Biological process (GO): oligosaccharide metabolic process; carbohydrate metabolic process
Cellular component (GO): endoplasmic reticulum membrane; endoplasmic reticulum
Molecular function (GO): Glc3Man9GlcNAc2 oligosaccharide glucosidase activity; alpha-glucosidase activity
Source: RefSeq, marked reviewed
CGGUUCGUCUCGGUUAUUUUAGGAAAAGAAAACAAAAUUAGAGAGCAAACACGAUUGGUCAAAGUCAACUCUUCUCUACCUUCCUCACUUCCCAGCUUCACUGAUCAUCGCCAAUCACAAAACCAACUACACACAUUCAUCAUCAUUUCGAUUAUAUUUUACCCGACCAUGACCGGAGCUAGCCGUCGGAGCGCGCGUGGUCGAAUCAAAUCAUCAUCAUUAUCUCCCGGCUCCGAUGAAGGAAGCGCUUAUCCUCCGAGUAUCCGCCGCGGCAAAGGCAAGGAACUUGUAUCGAUCGGUGCUUUCAAGACGAAUCUCAAGAUAUUGGUUGGGUUAAUCAUAUUAGGGAUUAUAGUAAUCUACUUCGUAAUCAAUCGGCUAGUUCGUCACGGGUUGUUGUUUGAUGAGUCCCAGAAGCCUAGGGUUAUCACUCCUUUUCCUGCUCCGAAAGUCAUGGAUUUGUCAAUGUUUCAGGGCGAGCACAAAGAGAGCUUAUACUGGGGAACUUAUCGUCCUCAUGUUUAUUUUGGAGUUCGAGCUAGAACUCCAUUGUCCUUGGUAGCUGGCUUGAUGUGGCUUGGUGUCAAAGAUGAGAUGUAUGUUAUGCGGCAUUUCUGUGAAAACUCUGAUGAUUUAAGUACAUUUGGCUGGAGAGAACAUAAUGGACGGGAUUAUGGUCGGCAAGAGCUGGUUGAAAACGAUAUGGUAAUAGAGACGAGUUUUGUGAAGUCCAAGGGAGACGGCCUUGGUUAUGGUGGGGAUUGGGCAGUUCGGAUUGAUGUAAAAAAUAAAGGGUUGAAUGAUGAUGUGAAGAGAAGUGCACAUCUCUUCUUUUAUUUAGCUGAUGAAGGUGGCAAUGUUUUAAAUUUAGGCCAAGAUGGUUUAGAUUUCCAAGGGAGCUCUCUCCUGGUUUCGGGGUCACGUGAAGAUGUAGGAGACUGGCAGAUACACUUAAAAUCACAGAAUCAGCUCGAGACACAUUAUUCCGGUUUCAAGACGCCUCACAUAUAUAAUUUGUCUGAUCUAGUUCAGCAAAAUCUUGCUCUGCAGGCAAGGAAGUUUGGACGACUUCAGCUCUCUGACACAUCAGAGGAUUCUUCUAACAUUUACAUCUUUCAGAUUUCUGGGAGGCUACCAUUUACGAUUGAUAUUCCCUUCAUCUCCGGGAUCAAAGGAGAAAGUUCAAAUGUGGAAAAGCGUUUAACAAGUCUCACAGGUUUGCCACUCUCUGAUCUACUUAAAAAGAAACAUCAAGAAUUUGAUGCAAAGUUUAAUGAAUGCUUCAAGCUUUCUGAAAAGCAUGAUUCAGAAACAUUGGGGGUUGGAAGGACUGCAAUUGCAAACAUGCUUGGGGGCAUUGGUUACUUCUAUGGCCAAUCAAAAAUUUAUGUUCCUAAAAGCACUCAGCCUGGAAGUCGGGAUAAUUUCUUGCUGUAUUGGCCAGCCGAGCUGUACACAGCUGUUCCAAGCCGACCUUUUUUUCCUAGGGGGUUUUUGUGGGACGAAGGUUUCCAUCAAUUGUUGAUCUGGCGGUGGGAUAUUCGUAUAACCUUGGAUAUCGUUGGACACUGGUUAGACCUAUUGAACAUAGAUGGAUGGAUUCCACGUGAGCAAAUUUUGGGUGCUGAAGCUUUGAGUAAGGUUCCAGAGGAAUUCGUAGUUCAAUACCCGAGUAAUGGCAAUCCACCAACUCUGUUUUUGGUGAUACGUGAUCUGAUUGAUGCUAUAAGGAUGGAAAAGUUUGUCGCAUCAGAAAAGGAUGAAGUAUUGUCAUUCCUUGAGCGAGCUUCUGUACGCUUAGAUGCUUGGUUUCAGUGGUUUAAUACUUCCCAGAAAGGCAAGGAGAUCGGAAGCUACUUUUGGCAUGGCAGAGACAACACAACAACUCAAGAACUUAACCCUAAGACGCUUUCGUCGGGGCUGGAUGAUUAUCCCCGGGCUUCGCACCCUAGUGAAGAUGAGCGACAUGUUGAUCUUAGAUGCUGGAUGUACCUUGCUGCAGAUUGCAUGCAUUCCAUCACAGAGCUUUUAGGAAAAGAAGACAAACUUUCAAAGGAGAAUUACAAUUCAACUGUCAAGCUGCUUUCAAAUUUCAAUCUUCUGAAUCAGAUGCACUAUGAUAGUGACUAUGGGGCUUACUUUGACUUUGGCAAUCAUACAGAAAAAGUUAAGUUGAUAUGGAAAGAGGUAAUUCAAGAAAAUGGUCAAUUAUCUCGACAACUUGUAAGGAAGACUUUUGGGAAGCCAAAGCUAAAAUUGGUUCCUCACUUGGGUUACGUCAGCUUCUUUCCCUUCAUGUCUAGAAUCAUCCCACCUGAUUCUCCAAUUCUCGAGAAACAGCUCGAUCUCAUUUCAAAUAGGAGCAUCUUAUGGAGUGACUAUGGACUAGUUUCGCUUGCCAAAACCAGUUCUAUGUAUAUGAAACGUAACACUGAGCAUGAUGCACCAUACUGGAGAGGUCCUAUAUGGAUGAACAUGAACUACAUGAUUCUUUCUUCUCUUUACCAUUACUCUAUAGUGGAUGGACCGUAUAGAGAAAAGUCGAAAGCAAUUUACACGGAACUAAGGAGCAAUUUGAUAAGGAACGUGGUUAGAAACUAUUACGAGACGGGGUACAUCUGGGAACAAUAUGAUCAAGUUAAGGGAACAGGCAAAGGCACGCGUCUCUUCACCGGCUGGUCUGCGCUUACCUUGUUAAUUAUGUCAGAAGAUUAUCCUAUUUUUUAGAUUAGAACCUCUUCGGGAACGAAACUUUAAAUUACCAACACAUUUGAGUUAGAAGAUCAGUUUUGAUGUAGGGUUUUAUUAUUUUCUCAUGGUGGUUAUAUUAUAGUGUUACAGAGUUAACUUUGGUCGAGGUAUAUGCCCCAGAUUUUGUUACGUUAAGCCCAAAUUACGAUAAAUUGUUGGAAAAGAUAUACCGGAAGCUCUAGCUUCUCUGCACAUCCCU